AAAGAUAAAAUAAAGGAAACUGGGCCGUGAAAGAAUUUAUUUAUGUUUAGUAUGAUAUUGCCAGGGUUUAUAAGGUUGUACUUUGAAGCUUUUUCCAUCAAAUUUAGUCAAGUAAGGAUAUAUAAAUACUAGGACAACUCUUCACCGCGUGGAAGUCUCGUAUAAUUAUUUUAGGAUCAUUUAUAAUUUAUUUAACAUAUUAAAUACGGUGUUUCUUUAAAGCGAAACGAUGACUAUAUUACUAUGCUCUAGUACUAUAUUCUAUAUUCUAGUUGUGUCUGUUAUUUUAUUUAAUUUUACGGUUUGCCAAGAAUGGAACAGUGGUUUGCAACAAAGGUACGAUGGAUAUGGGGUAGAUUGGAUUUUUAUGCCUGAUGGAAAUGAUCAGCCUCAAGUUGCGGUACUGAGACACACAGAAAAUGAUGAACGAGGCAUUUUUGAUGACUCACAAGUUUCUUACGUCCUUUAUACUCGAUCUGGUCCAGAAAAUGGUACUCAAUUAUAUACGAACGAUACUAAAGGACUUCACAACUCUAAUUUUGAUCCGUCUCGCCAAACUAAAUUUAUAACACAUGGAUGGAAAUCAAGUGCAAUGAAUGCUGGCCUCGUUGAUAUGAAAGAAGCGUAUUUAAAGUAUAACAAUUAUAAUGUCAUUAUGGUUGAUUGGCAACCUCUGGCUGCAAGUACAUUCUACCUUGGACCAAUGCGUAAUACAGAAAGGGUGGGAAGAAUAUCUGCUGAAUUUAUCGACUUCUUAGUGGCAGAAACAGAACUUAAAACCGAAAAUAUUCAUUUUAUUGGGCAUUCUCUUGGAGCGCAUGUAGCUGGUAACACCGGAAGUUUAAUAACUUCCGGACACUUAGGAAGAAUAACCGGCUUAGAUCCCGCUUUGCCUGGAUUUCACUUGCUUACAUCGGAUAAAACUCGAUUAGAUCCUACAGACGCGAUGUUUGUCGAUAUUAUUCAUUCUUGUGGUGGAGUUUUAGGCUAUUUGCAACCUUUAGGAAGCGUAGACUUCUACCCAAAUGGAGGAACAGCUGUUCAGCCUGGUUGCUGUUGUAUUCCAGAAAUAAUGGAGGCAUGUAGUCAUGGUCGAGCACGUGUAUAUUUUACCGAAAGUAUUGGUUCUAAAACUGGGUUUGUGGCGAGUAAGUGUGAUACAUGGGAUCAAUUUAUGCAAGGAAGUUGUAAUUAUUCCAAAACUACACUACUAGGAGAACAUGUUGAUAAAAUGGCGACUGGAACCUAUUUUCUCACAACAAGAUCUGAACCCCCUUAUUCUAAUCAAAUGGAAAUAACUGAUAAUACGAUUUAAAUAAAAUAUUUG
This is a messenger RNA of Bombus pyrosoma, 1327 nucleotides long. RefSeq names its product pancreatic triacylglycerol lipase-like. Gene Ontology annotation, molecular function: lipase activity. Gene Ontology annotation, biological process: lipid metabolic process. Bases 230 to 1315 code for a protein of 361 amino acids. NCBI's taxonomy places the organism in Eukaryota, Metazoa, Arthropoda, Insecta, Hymenoptera, Apidae. The transcript is spliced from 5 exons. The record is from RefSeq and is a predicted model, not a curated record.